Molecule: messenger RNA, 549 nt
Organism: Dreissena polymorpha
Lineage: Eukaryota; Metazoa; Mollusca; Bivalvia; Myida; Dreissenidae
Product: dynein light chain Tctex-type protein 2B-like
Exons: 3
Coding region: 1-549 (182 amino acids)
Biological process (GO): microtubule-based movement
Cellular component (GO): cytoplasm; cytoplasmic dynein complex
Molecular function (GO): dynein intermediate chain binding
Source: RefSeq, a predicted model, not a curated record
AUGGAUAGGAGGCUAAUGAUCACAACGAAACCAGUCCUGGCACCAGCAUCCAAGUCGGAAUCUGCCGACUCCAAAAUGGAGGACAAUCAGGUCGAUUCGGAACGGCGCCCGAGCGUGAAAAUUAACGCCGCUGCGGUGACUUCCGUGUUGGCGUCCUUCAACAAGAUGCAACUUCUUCGACAGCGCACACUGGCCGCCAAGGGAAAUGUCACCAAGGCGACGCCACUGAGAACGUUCAAUCCGAGAGAGGUCAAGGAAGAAAUAGAACGCCAACUGGAUACGACUCUUACAGGGUUAACGUACGAUUCAAAACGCGCGAGUGUGUUAGCGAGGAGCCUGUCUGACACGAUUAAAAGAAAGGUUAAAGCAAUGAAAUUCCCGAGAUACAAGUUCGUAGUUUUUGUGACAAUAUCGAGUAAAUCUUGCCUAAGUAUGCUGGUGGGAAGUCAGUGUGUGUGGAACGCACAGAUCGAUACAUUCGCCACCGGCACGUUCAUCAACGACAGCUUGGUUGCCGUGGUUACAGUAUUUGCGGUGUUCCAGGAGUGA